AUGGGAUCCCAAAGUAACGGCCCGCAUGUCCUACUCACGGGCGCAAAUGGCUUUGUUGCCUCGCAUAUAUUAUCAAUCUUGCUUAAAAGUGGAUACACUGUCACUGCCACUGUGCGAUCACAGACCAAGGCCGACGACAUCAUCAACACGCACCCUUCAUGGAAGGGCAAGAUCAGCUUCGUCAUUGUGUCUGAUUUCACCUCUCAGCAACCAUUCGAUGAACUAUUCAGGAAUGCCAAUACCGCUGCAGCGCCUUUCACCUAUGUAAUUCACACGGCGUCCCCCUUGAAGUUUAAGGUCGAGGACAUCCAGAAGGAAAUGAUCGMCCCUGCCGUUAUGGGAACAACAGAGAUCCUCAAGAGUGCUCACAGACAUGGCGGCACCACGCUGAAACGGUUUGUCCUGCUGGGUAGUGCUGUCUCCGUCCUCAACUCCUUCGAGGACAUCACUCGUGAGGGACGCCCUUACACCGAAAAGGAUUGGAAUCCAGCGACCGCUCAGCAAGCUAUCGAUCAGAAGGACCCUGUGCUUGGGUACAACGUAUCCAAAAAGCAAGCCGAAGAAAAAGCUUGGGCGUUCAUGAAGACCGAUAAACCGAACUUCGAUUUAACCGUGAUCAACCCGGACAUCAUCACAGGUCCGAUGAUCCAUCCCAUUUCAGGACCGAGCUCAAUCAAUGAAACGAACCACUUCGCAAUCGCGAGUUUCAUCGAUGGAACCCAUAAGACAGUCGAAGACGUGCGAUUCCCAUUUUAUCACUUUGUCGAUGUCCGCGACGUCGCGCAGAGCCAUGUCAAUGCGUUGACUAACCCUGCGGCAGGGCACCGGCGGAUUCUGCUCAUAUCCGGACUAAUCACGCCGCAGCUGGUCGUGAAUAUCAUCCGAAAAAAUUUUCCCGCUCUAAGGGAUCGUGUUCCGGAGGGAAAUCCUUCAAAGAUCCUGCCGGAUGGGGUGCACCCGACAGGAUGGGAUAUGAGGGAAAGCCUAGAUAUUCUGUCCAAGGGAAAAAAAGAUGGUCCAUGGAAGUAUAUUGAGCUGGAGCAGAGUGUCACAGAUACAGUACAGUCGAUGAUAGAUCAUAAGAUCUUGUAG
This is a messenger RNA of Talaromyces amestolkiae, 1092 nucleotides long. RefSeq lists its product as uncharacterized. The coding region runs from base 1 to 1092 and encodes 363 amino acids. The transcript has 5 exons. The record is from RefSeq and is a predicted model, not a curated record. Gene Ontology annotation, molecular function: oxidoreductase activity, acting on the CH-OH group of donors, NAD or NADP as acceptor. Lineage: Eukaryota; Fungi; Ascomycota; Eurotiomycetes; Eurotiales; Trichocomaceae.